AUGGGAAUCCUCAUUUGCAUCGUCGAUUGGAAAGGAUACUUGGGUAUUUGUCCGUGCGGUGACAAAUCGGAAGCAGAUGAGGUGCUGAAACGCAUGCAAAGUGAUCGCCACCAGUCACCUUCCAUCACACGGCAAAAGGAGGUGCGUGGCAGGCAAAAAUACCAACUACAUGUGCCCUACCGCUUACUACGGAGCCAAAAAACUCAACAGUACACUGCGAUGGCUAAAAUGGAACACCGCUGGAGGGUGGGACGUCUUCGUCUAACCACUGUGGGCAUUUUUCUAGAACAACAUGCCUCGGACAUGCACCUGCCCGACUCUGCCGUUGGCAAGUCAACUUGUGCGAGACGCCAGCUACUAAUCUAG
Molecule: messenger RNA, 366 nt
Organism: Mesocestoides corti
Lineage: Eukaryota; Metazoa; Platyhelminthes; Cestoda; Cyclophyllidea; Mesocestoididae
Source: the annotation of a GenBank genome assembly